AUGGGAAAGCGUGGAGGGAAGAAGUUUUCUGGUGGUCGCCGCGGCGGCGGCGGCGGCAGCGGACAGCGCCAGAACUGGGAGGACAUUCCCAAGCACAAUGAGAAGUUCGAGCGGUUCUACGAUGAGCAGGGCAUCAUUCCUGCGGAGGAGAGAGAGGUCUUCUGGGAGGCUUUGCGUAGAGACCUGCCUAACAGCUUUCGCUUUACAGGCUCACGGGGGCAUGCGCUUGCUGUUCAACAGAAGAUGAAGGACCACUACAUACCCGAGAUUACCUCCAUCAAGUAUGAAGGGGAGUUUGUUGAGCCGCCACGCCCGGUUGUUUGGUAUCCCGAUCAGCUCGCUUGGUCGAUGACAACGCCUAAGAAUGUCGUUCGCCGCUUUAAACCGUUCGCUUCGUUCCAGAAAUUCCUCGUUGCCGAAACAGACGUUGGGAACAUCAGUCGUCAGGAGGUUGUCAGUAUGAUUCCGCCGCUGCUGAUGGAUCUGAAACCCGGUAUGACCGUGUUGGACAUGUGCGCUGCUCCCGGCAGCAAAUCUGCGCAGCUCAUGGAAAUGAUUCACGCCGGCGAGGAGGAAGCUAUGCAACAGGUUGCCGACACGGUCAAGAGUGGUACUGCGGGCCCUGAGCCGCUCGGCCCGGAAGGGUUGAACGAUGAUGGCAGAACGACAGGCCUGCUGAUUGCCAACGACAGUGACUAUAAGCGGGCUCACAUGCUGAUUCACCAGAUGAAGCGCCUCAAUUCCCCCAACUUGAUCGUCACGAACCACGAUGCGACUAUGUACCCGUCCAUCAAGCUUCCUCCGCUGUCCACCGAGGAUAAGCCGCAGAAGAACCAAUAUCUGAAGUUUGAUCGGAUCCUGGCUGACGUUCCCUGCUCUGGCGAUGGGACUGCCAGAAAGAACUCUAAUGUCUGGAAGGAUUGGACUCCUGGUAAUGGACUGGGCUUGCAUGCGACCCAGGUUCGGAUUCUUGUCCGUGCUCUUCAAAUGCUCAAGGUUGGCGGAAGAGUCGUCUACUCCACAUGCAGUCUCAAUCCCAUUGAAAACGAGGCUGUUGUAUCCAGCGCGAUCACUCGCUGCGGGGGUACGGCUAAUGUGCGAAUCGUGGACUGUAGCAACGAAUUGAAAGGCCUGAAGAGAGCGCCAGGAUUACAAACUUGGAAGGUCAUGGACCGCGAAGGUCGUAUGUGGAACACCUGGGAGGAAGUGGAUGGACAGAGACAGCAAGAGGGCAUCAAUGGCCUGGGAAGACUUGCUGAAGGCAUGUUCCCACCGACUGAAGAGAACGCAGACAUGCCUCUUGACCGCUGUAUGCGUGUCUACCCGCACAUGCAGGACACUGGUGGCUUCUUCAUCACCGUCCUCGAGAAACUGUCGGAGAUUCGCGCGAAGCCCGAAGACUCCUCCAAGGUAAUCCCCAAAGCUUCGGUUGCAGCCCUUGCUGAGGAGCUUGACUUCCGAAAGAAGAACGGCAAUGAACCGCCUUUGAAGAAACUGGAGGCUUUGGAUGAUUUGGUGGCGCCGAAUCCAGAGGCUGAGAAAGAAGCUUCCAAGAACGCCUCCGUGGCCGAGACAUCUAAUCAGUUACCUUACUCCGCCAGCCUCGACUCUUCGGUUCAGGUGCCUGCUAAGCGGACCGCAGAUGAGCAAGACGCAGAACUCCCAGCCAAAAAGACCAAGCUGGAGAAUGGCACCGAGGCCGUGAUCGGAGACCGCCCCGUUCGCCAACCUGUUCCCUCAGUUGCAGUAGAAGCAGAGUCUGCCGAAGCUACUCCUACCCCUAUCUCUGCCGAUGCUGCCUCCUCAGCGCCGGCUCUCCCUGAACGCCCUCAGAAGCGGAAGGGUGGACAGCCCCACGAGGAACCGUACAAGUACCUGGACCCUGCUCAUGAGGAGCUCGAGCCAAUCUUCAAGUUCUAUCAAACCUCGGAUCGCUUCCCCCAGGAUCGCUUCAUGGUUCGCAAUGCGCAGGGCCAGCCAAGUAAAACGAUCUAUUACACCUCUGCCUUGGCGCGAGACAUCUUGACCCAAAACGAAGGCCAAGGUAUCAAAUUCGUGCACUGCGGUGUCAAGAUGUUCGUGAAGCAGGACGCUCAAGGACAGGAUAUUUGCCGGUGGCGCAUCCAGACGGACGGCCUGAGGUAUCUCGAACCCUGGCUAGGCCCCGAGCGUUCUAUCAAUCUGCACAACAAAGAAACCUUACACAAGCUUCUCAAGGAGAUGUUCCCCAAGGUCGAUAACGGUGGGUGGAAAGAGCUCGGAGAGAUUGGCCAGCGUGUGAAGGAUAUCCCUAUGGGCUGCAGCGUUUUGAGGAUUCACCCCAGUGAAUCCGCAGAGGGACUAAACGAGAGAAUGGUUCUUCCCCUAUGGCGGUCACUGCACUCGUUGAACCUCAUGCUCCCCAAAGAGGAACGAAAGGCCAUGUUGCUUCGUCUUUACAACGACGACAGCCCUGUCAUCAACAUGACUCAGAAACGUGCCGCCAUUAUCGAUGCUCCUACUCCAGAGACCCCUCUUGAAACCGAGAUGGAGACCGAGGCUCCGACCCCCACGAUUCCUGCUACGGUUACGGACCCCGAGGAAGCAGCUCUGCGCCACGAAAACGAGGUGCUGGGCCAAGCCGAGCAGGAGCAGGUGGACUCGCGGGAGACGUGGAGCAAGGCCAAUGAUGAAGAGGAUCGAUUCAACACGACUGUCUAG
Messenger RNA from Penicilliopsis zonata CBS 506.65, 2700 nucleotides. RefSeq lists its product as hypothetical. The record is from RefSeq and is a predicted model, not a curated record. Gene Ontology annotation, molecular function: tRNA (cytidine-N5)-methyltransferase activity; tRNA binding. Lineage: Eukaryota; Fungi; Ascomycota; Eurotiomycetes; Eurotiales; Aspergillaceae. Gene Ontology annotation, cellular component: cytoplasm; nucleus. Bases 1 to 2700 code for a protein of 899 amino acids. Gene Ontology annotation, biological process: tRNA methylation. The transcript is spliced from 4 exons.